AGCAGUAGACCUAGAUCUAGGCCUGUAUUGAUUGAGCUGAUUGGUUGACAGAAAUCAUGGCAAAUUGUUUUACUUUCAAGGAUGGGGAGCUCUACUGUGAGCAGCUAAAUGUCAAGACUAUUUUAAGCCAGUGUGAGGAGAAAUUUCAAGUCCCCCCAACUCCAGUGUUUGUCUACAGCAAGUCUCAGAUCAACAGCAACAUCAGCGCAUACAUGCAGGCCCUAAAGCAACUCACCUGUGACUACCAGCUCAACUAUGCAGUCAAGGCUAACCCUAACCUGUCUUUACUGAAAGAGAUGAGGUCACUGGGUGUGUCAGCCACACUGAUCAGUGGCCAUGAAAUCAUGUUGGCGCUAGAGGCAGGAUUUGAACCCACAUCUUUGAUGUACAAUGGUGGGGGCAAAUACCCAUGGGAAACAAGGCUGGCUGUAGAGCACAACCUCCUAAUUAAUGUGGACAGUGUUUGGGACUUAAGGCAGACGAUUGAGAUUUGCCAGAAAGAUUUCAAGGAACCACGUCAGGCCAGAGUUAUGCUGAGAUUAAAUCUAAAUAUAGAUCCAGCUGUCCAUAAGUUUGUAAACACUGGAACAGCUGAGAGCAAGUUUGGACUGUCCAGGGAGGAAGCUGACCAAUGUCUGCAGAUCCUGGCAGAACCUGGGUGUCCAGUUGAACUGGUGGGGCUCCAUUCUCACCUGGGCUCUACUAUAUACCAGAGUGAUGUCUUCAGGGCUAGCUUGGAGAAGUUGCUAGAGUUUCAGUCAACUCUCAUCCAACGAGGUUUCAGUAAUGCCAAGAUGGUGAAUAUUGGGGGAGGUCUCGGGAUAGACUACAGAGCCAAUGAGAACCAGACCAAGGCCUGGCGCUGUGAAACACAGAGCAACCAAGCUGAGCUGAAGGCCCUCAAAGAUUCUCUGACCACUGGUCAGUUUGACACUCUGGGAAAUGUGGACCUUCUGAAAACAGCAUUGUCUGAUUAUAUAGAAGAAAGAAUUAGUUUUAGUGACCUGCAAGACACUGUUACAACUGUACUGGCUCAACAGCCACACUUGAAGCAACAAAUUGAAGAGUUUGCUCCCUGUUUGCUGUCAUGUAAGCCAAACUAUGUCAGCCCUGAUGAACUAAUCCAGUCUAUAAGUGACCUGCUUGCUGGGAGGGAGAUUAAGCUAAUCCUGGAGCCUGGCCGUUCACUUGUGGCCAACUCGUGUGUUGUGUUGGCCCGCGUGUUGGGAUGUAAACAAAACACUCACAAAAAGUUUGCUAUUGUGGAUGCCUCCAUGACUGAAAUUAUCCGCCCCUGCCUCUACAGUGCUUAUCAUCAUGUCAGCAUUAUAGAGGGCCCAUAUUCAAGAUGGCAGCCUGACAGCAAGGCUGUCUAUGAUGUUGUGGGCCCAGUUUGUGAGAGCUCUGAUUUUAUUGCCAAAGACCGUCUGCUGCCUGACCCCACAGGUGCGCUAGCUGUUGUACACGAUGUCGGAGCUUACUGUUACAGUAUGGCCUCCAACUACAACAUACGGAUGAGACCAGCAGAGAUAAUGGUGGAUGGUUCAACCUGCUGUCUCAUACGCAGACCAGACACCUUUGAUGACUUCAUGGCACCUUACAGAAACUUACAGUAAAUCUAGGUCCCAGAACCCAUGUGGAACACAGUAAAUCUAGGUCCCAGAACCCAUCUUGAAUAUACAGGAAAUCUAGGUCCCAGAACCCAUCUCGAAUAUACAGGAAAUCUAGGUCCCAGAACCCAUCUUGAAUAUACAGGAAAUCUAGGUCCCAGAACCCAUCUUCAAUAUACAGUAAAUCUAGGUCCCAGAACCCAUCUUGAAUAUACAGGAAAUCUAGGUCCCAGAACCCAUCUUGAAUAUACAGGAAAUCUAGGUCCCAGAACCCAUCUUGUUCAUCUAACUGUAGAACACUUUUAUUUAACCUUAAAAUACUUCAUUCUAAAUGUUAUAUCAAUGUACAUAAGUGAGUUGGUUUAUCUAAAUAAUGUGUUUGAUCCCGGUGGUUUUACCUCAUUAUUGUACAAAUAGACUUAUCCAAAUGGAGUUUAAAAAUGGUUUUAAAGAUAUGAGUAAAUGAUUUAUUUUUUUGCC
Messenger RNA from Physella acuta, 2090 nucleotides. RefSeq lists its product as uncharacterized. NCBI's taxonomy places the organism in Eukaryota, Metazoa, Mollusca, Gastropoda, Physidae. Gene Ontology annotation, molecular function: diaminopimelate decarboxylase activity. The record is from RefSeq and is a predicted model, not a curated record.